Messenger RNA from Coprinopsis cinerea okayama7#130, 1837 nucleotides. Its product is annotated as isoamyl alcohol oxidase. The record is from RefSeq and is a predicted model, not a curated record. Lineage: Eukaryota; Fungi; Basidiomycota; Agaricomycetes; Agaricales; Psathyrellaceae. The transcript is spliced from 5 exons. Bases 1 to 1785 code for a protein of 594 amino acids. Gene Ontology annotation, molecular function: oxidoreductase activity; FAD binding.
AUGGCCUUGACAACCCUUGUUCGGCUUGCUUCUGCCCUUUUCGCUCUCCAGACUGUCCUCGCAGCUCCCGAUGAGUCCUCCAACGUUCUGACUUGGAAAGGCUCAAGAUAUCGCUGCAAGUGCUACGAAGGUGGAAAGUGUUGGCCAUCGCGGGACAAAUGGCGUGCACUCAACGCCACCGUCGAUGGCAAUCUGGAGGCAGUCAUUCCAGACCCUGCGGUCUGCUACAACACCUUCGAAGGAAAACCUACCUACGACGCUGCUAAAUGCCAGGAGGUGACCGAACGAUGGGCCGACCAGAACUGGCAAUCCGAGCGCUCUGUAUCUAACCAUUGGAUCCUCUGGACCAACACAACUUGCCUUCCAACUGAAAACCCCAACGACACUUGCACUCUGGGGUACUUCCCUGAGUAUGUGAUCCUGGCCAAGAAGAAGGAGCACAUCAAGGCUGGCAUCGACUUUGCCAGGAAGAACAAUAUCCGCCUUGUCAUCCGCAACACUGGCCAUGAUUUCCUUGGCCGUUCUACCGGCUACGGCUCACUCGCCAUUAACACCCACAGCUUCAAGGGUAUGAUCUUUUCCAAUGAGGAUAAGAACGUCAAGUUCCACAAAAGGUACACUGGUCCCGGCAACUGGCGAGGUGGUGCGGUCACUGUUGGUGCUGGCAUCCAAGGUCGAGAGCUUUGGAGGCUCGCCAAUGCUCAGAACCCUCCUGUCGCACUUGUGACCGGAGAGUGCCCGACUGUCGGUUUUGCUGGAGGUUAUAUUCAAGGCGGCGGUCAUGGCCCCUUGGCGACACGCUACGGCAUGGCUGCUGACCAGGCACUAUCAUUCGACGUCAUUACCGCUGACGGAAGAUAUGUAACCGCCAACGCUGCCAAAAACCCCGACUUAUUCUGGGCACUUAAGGGUGGUGGGCCAGCCACCUUUGCUGCAGUCGUGUCCGUCACUGUCAAGACGUUCCCCGAAACGCCAUCCGCAGGUGUCGAACUUUACAUCAAUACAACACAUACAACCGACGAGACUCUGUUCUGGAAGGGCUUUACGGCCUUCCACAAUCUGGCCAAUCACUACGUCGACAAUGAGAUGUUCGUCUACUACGAGCUCUUCCCCUUCACGCUGCGCGUUCGACCCUUCGUUGGCCCCAACAUGAACGCUUCGAAGAUCGCCGAGGUCCUCAAGCCCUUAUUCGACGAAUUGGACAGAGAAGGUGUUCCAUAUGACGCGUAUAUCAAGGACUUCCCCACCUUCUUCGACCUUUACAUCGACAUGUUCGAAGACGAGGGCGCAGGCGCCAACACCCUUGUUGGUGGGCGCUUGUUCACCCGCCGUGACAUCGCGGAACACGGCAAUGACAUUGUCGAAGCAAAGAAAAAGAUCGUUCAAUACGGUAUUAUCGGACAUAUUGUCGGUCCAGGUGUUGGCCUCCCUGUCGCCGACAGCGCCAUCAACCCGGCCUGGCGUAACGGUUCUUCAUUCAGUAUCUCCUUGUAUCCUCUCCCGUUCGGCCUCAGCUUCGAGGAAAAGCAAGCUGCCGAGCAAUUCUUGACGGACGAGGUCGACGGGCCUCUCCGGGCUGCCAGUCCCUACGGCGCGGCCUAUGUUAACGAGGGUAACCUUGCCGAACCCAAUUGGCAGCACGCCUACUGGGGAAGCAACUACCCCAGGUUGAAGCAGCUCAAACGGAAGUGGGACCCUCAGGGUGUGUUCUAUGCGCGAACCACCCCUGGAACCGAGGACUGGGAGGUGAUCGACUACGGCAAGAAGCUCUGCAAGAAGUUGUAGUCCGAGCCGCCUGUUGUUAUUCUGUACUACCAAUACACCUAUGUUUCGCUUG